Messenger RNA from Ixodes scapularis (black-legged tick), 1714 nucleotides. Its product is annotated as chymotrypsin-C-like. Gene Ontology annotation, molecular function: serine-type endopeptidase activity. The record is from RefSeq and is a predicted model, not a curated record. The coding region runs from base 1 to 1044 and encodes 347 amino acids. Gene Ontology annotation, biological process: proteolysis. The transcript is spliced from 7 exons. Lineage: Eukaryota; Metazoa; Arthropoda; Arachnida; Ixodida; Ixodidae.
AUGAAAGCCGACGUAUUGAUCCUGAUUAUUUUCUACUUAAGACACAACUCCGCAUCUUCUCCUCGUUUAACCGAGAAUUGUGGACUUGCUACAACAACGCCAGACUCUGUGAUAAGUGAACGCAUUUUGAACGGCACUAACGCGACUCCCGGAGCAUGGCCAUGGAUGUUUGAAAUUAGAGGUGGAUUCGGACACCGCUGCGGUGGAGCCCUGAUAACCUCCCGACAUGUGUUGACAAGUGCUCACUGUCUGACCCACAUAUCCAAGAAAUUCCUUAGCGUUAUGCUCGGGAGCUAUUCCAGAAAGCAAGCAGAGAAAGAAGGACUGAAGGAAGAAAUUGAAACCAUCUGCAUACACCCACAAUUUGUAAAGGGCGUUUUCGAGACUGACAUUGCCAUCAUAACACUGAAAAGACAUGUGAAUUGUUCAGAAACACUUAAAACAGUUUGUCUGCCCGACAUCAAUGACAAUCCAGAUAGUGAGGUUCCCAUGUAUGUUGCUGGAUGGGGACACACUGAACCGCUCAUGUGGAAUAAUCAGUCUUCGUCUGAAGAUGUAGACGGGUCUCAUGCCAUAGAAGAUUUGACGACAGUAAACCCCGGCUCCGAGAAAAAAUCCCAAGAAGUAACUGAAGACACAACCGAGUAUUACGACUACUAUGGUGUGGCACCAGUGCCCCAAUUCAAAAAUACAAUUCCUGAUAUACUCCAAGAAGCCCGGGUUCAGUUAAUCCCACAUGAGGAAUGCGAAGGGAUGUAUAACGAGUCGUCACUUCAUGAAAGCAUCGUGUGCGGUAUGCACGACUUUGGAUCUAUAUGCUCGGGCGACAGCGGAGGCCCGUUGGUGUACAAGACAGCAGAUGGCCGUUGGACCUUGAUGGGACUAAUAACCGCUACCGAGUUGCCAUGCAACGUCACCCAUCUCCCGAUGUACUUCGUUAGAGUUAAGCCCUUCAUGGACAACUUCAUCCUUCCCUGCGUUCAAGAUCCUAGUAAUUGCACAUGCAAGCCAGCAAAUGAUACAAAAUUUGGCAUUUAUAAUUAGUGUGUUUUAGAAAAAUUUUCAAACCGGUCAUAUCUGUAUGUUAUUAAAACAAUUAUUGAGAUCAUCUGAGCAACCUUCGGGCGGAAUCACUGGUGUUGCAUGGGUGUUUAGAGUUUUACAUAAAAUAAAAAAAUGUAUCUGCUUUUUUGCAUCUAGUUACCGAGUGUGUCCGCAUUAAGACCAGAUAUUAAGAAGACGCUCAAUAUACCAAAUUCAUUAGAAUAGCAACAGCAGCAACAUGCUUCUUCUGCAUGAGGUUCAAAGCGGCAAAGCUAGCUAAUGCCGGACGUGCCGCAACGCUGACAGUGAUGGAGGUCGACCACGACGACGACGGAGUGGUGUGGAGUGCUGAUUUCGCUGGUCUUUAAUAAGGCGGCUGCUGUCAUGCUGUUCCCGACUUCCUGCGACAUGGUAGCCCUCUUGCUCCUGCUGAACUCCUGGCCGUCCCGAAAACUGGUCGGGACGGCGAGGGGUUAGGGAUGUUCCUGAGACAAUAAUCCAGAGGCUUCUAAACUGGCCAUGCGAAGCGCGAUGUGUCGAAUAGUUUAUACUUUUCACGUAAUUUCAGCGAACGCCCAUAUGAUACCGAAAGUCAAAAAUUUAAUUAAUCAGUUACAGCUUGUUAAUUCCCAACAAUUAUGGGUUGCUUUUGGUAAAUCCUUUCCCAUUU